This is a messenger RNA of Penicillium samsonianum, 852 nucleotides long. Its product is annotated as oxidoreductase. NCBI's taxonomy places the organism in Eukaryota, Fungi, Ascomycota, Eurotiomycetes, Eurotiales, Aspergillaceae. The transcript is spliced from 2 exons. Gene Ontology annotation, molecular function: oxidoreductase activity, acting on CH-OH group of donors; flavin adenine dinucleotide binding. The record is from RefSeq and is a predicted model, not a curated record. Bases 1 to 852 code for a protein of 283 amino acids.
AUGGCCAACGAGCGGUCCUACGAUUUCAUUGUUGUCGGUGGUAAACAUUUGCUCCUUAUAGUCGCUAUCAAUCAACCGCUUACUAAGUUCAUAGGCGGCCCGGCUGGAUGUACACUGGCUGCGUCUCUUGCAAGCUUAGCUAAGAAGCCAACCCGUCAACUCGAUUACUCGCGCGGUAAGGGGAUCGGGGGCGGAUCUUCAAUCAAUUUUGGUCUCUACACUAUCGAGACACGAGACGACUAUAACCAAUGGGCCGCGGAGGUCGACGACGAUACUUUUGCCUGGAACGAAAUGCAAGCGCGGAUCAAAAGGCUGGAAACCUUUGCGGGCAAAAUUGAUAUCCCAGAAAACCAGAAGUAUGGUCAUUCUGAGGCUACGGACCAUAGUAGUAAAGGUGGGUUGCACGUUGGCUAUACCAAUGAAUCGGCUUCGGAUUUAGCAAUGGUGCUGGAUGCGUCCGAAGAAGCCGGAGUUCAGCGGAACCUUGAUCAUAACUCUGGUAAUCCCCUUGGAUUCGGACUUUGCAUCAACUCCGCUUGUAAUGGCAAGCGAUCAACUGCGGCUGAUUUGUUGACUGAAGUCUCGGAUAAUUUGGUCAUUGUCUACGAGAGCACGAGAGCCCAGCGCAACGGAUUAUAUUGGACAAAAAGAAGGUUUCGGGAGUCGCGGCCAAUGGCAGAGAACGUGGGUUUUAUCGAAGGGUUGGUUGCAGAUUUUGCCUCGAAAGAUGUCAUCCUCUCCGCAGGGUCGCUUGAAAUUCCUAAGAUUUUGAUGCAUUCUGGCAUCGGUCCAGCCGAUCAACUGAGCAAUUUCAACAUUUCAGUUGUUCACGAUCUAUCAGCCGUUGGCUAA